GGUUGAUGUGCGCACUACACUACAGUAGGCUAGUCCAGAGAGACAAGAGAGCAGACACCGUCAGCGAUCCAGUGCCACGGAAAGCAAAAACCUUGACGCGUUUAUAAAACCGUCAAGUUAAUAACUGAUCUGUUGAAUUUAGGAGAUGGUGAUCUCAUAUUCUUGGCAGAUCGUCUAACCGCCCUAGAGAAGCCAUGAGUGGGGUCCUGAAGAGGAAGUAUUCCGAGGUAGAAGAGGAGGACCCUUGCUACUCCUCCCCUUCUUCCUCCGCCUCCUCCUCCUCCCCCUCCUCGGAAUGGGAGUCGGAUGAGGAGAGCUGCAACAGUGACAACCAAGACUUCACCCCUGCCUCACCUACCUCCCAUCUACCCAUCCGCUCCAUCCUGAAGAGCCCAAAACUUUCCCAUGACAACAGCGGCCAUAGCAACAGCGUUGUCUUCAACCAGGUGACGGUGUUCCUGUUCCGGCGUUGCCAGGGUUUCACCAGCGUUCCGAGGCGCGGCGGUGCCACCCUGGGCAUGGUGAGGAAGCACAGCGCCCUCCGGAGGUACACACUGGCAGAGCACACCCAGGAGAGACGAAGGAGGCGCAGGGAGAGACUCAGAGAUAGACUGAGGGAGGAGAGGCUGGAGACACUCAGACAGAGACUGACAGCCAGUGGCAUUAUGGACCAGGAGGAGUUGGAUCACCUCACCAUCGACCAGGUGCCAGACGAAGACAUCGAGACCCACCUUCCUGCGGCUGACCUUGAGGAUGGGGAAGAGGAUGGGGGUGACAGUGGGUUCCUGUACCCCUACGCUUCCCGCCAGAGACAGGCUCUACUCCGGACGGCGGGGGUGAGGCACAUCGACCGGGAGGAGAAGAGAGAGCUCCAUGCUCUGAGGAAAUCCCGAGAGGACUGUGGAUGUGACUGCCAGGGAUUCUGUGAACCUGAGACCUGCGCCUGUAGUCUGAACGGGAUCAAGUGCCAGAUGGAUCGCUCCAACUUCCCUUGCGGCUGCACCAAGGAUGGCUGUGGGAAUACUAACGGUCGCGUGGAGUUCAACUCCAGACGGGUCCAGACCCACUACAUACACACUGUCAUGAGGCUGGAGCUGGAGAGGAGACUGCAAAAUGAGAUAUUAACCCAGAGGAGAGACCCAGAGGAGAACAAAGAAGAGCUCCAGGAGCUCCAGGACCAAGGGCAGCAUCAGCAGGACAGUGCCCAGGAGGGGAGAUGCCCCUUCGGGUUCACCCUGGAAGAAGAGGGCCUCUCUCUCUCCAUCCCCACCACCCCUACCUUCCACUUCAGCUCUGAACUGUGUGAGGUUGGUGAGAAUAGUUGCUGUAGUGACAUGACCGACUCGUCCGGCGUCUCUGCCCAGAGCGAGGACUCCGACGUGGGAGGAAGUCCUCGAGAGCACCAGCCUCUCUUGGAUGUGGACGAUGGAGGUCUGGCUUGUGUCCUCAGCUUCUGUGACUCUGACAAUGAAGACUGCUCCAUGGGCAGUGAAAGUGACACAAAGCCAGGGAGACAACCGUCGCCACACCUUCCCCAGUGUGUCAGCAGCUUCGACACGUCAUACGGUCUCUGUAAAGACACCACAGCCACCCUCGGCCUGUCCAACGCACCCAGUUCACACACAGACAAUACACAAAGGUACACAGAGAAGACACACAGACACACAGACAACAGCUGCAGCGGCGGUUCUUUCAUGGCCGAGUAUCAAGACGACAAUGCCAACCAAGCGACGGCCCUGUUCGCCCACAGCCCCCUCCAGGACUACCCCAACACACCCUCUCCCUCCAUAGACUACUCAUCCAGCAGCUACAUGGACCUCAGUCUCUCCUCUGACUCGGAUUUGGAGCUCUUUGACAACUUCCCUACAGACUAUAGCUCAGCCCCUCUACACAACUCAUUCAAAGGCCACAAGCACCCUGACAACUUCCUUCAUCUGCAGGUAUUGAGUUCUGCAAAUGUCCCACAGUUCAACGAGACAGCUGGCACCUGCCUCCUGGAGUCUCUGAUUGGCUUAUCUGAACCAAUAGAAACUCCUUCAUUCACAGACAAUCAGUUAUUGGAGCAGGUAAUUCAGUGACCAAUGGGCUGAACUGUCAGGGUUCUGUGGGACCUGAUUGGCUCAUGGACAUGGAAGUGAGCCUAGAAGAAUUUUAAUAUGUACAGUCUACAGUUUGUAUUUUAAUAAGAUAUUUGAAUGUACAGUAUGAGAUAUUUUAUUCAGAUUUAUUAAAUAUGAUGUUGUUGAAGAAGAGGCACAUUAUGGUUAUUCAUGAUUUAGACAAUAUUAUACAUGAGCAAAUAUCACAAAAGCCUAAAUGUCAUCACUACAAGAUAUAACAUGUUUCCUGAUGUUCACGUUUUUUUUGAUGUGCUUUCCAGCAGUUAUUUAUAAAUUAUUAUUCAUUAAAAAAAAAAUAACAAUGGCUUAAUUAAUUAAUUUACUUGAAGUACAUUUUUUUUUAGCUGAGGGAUUGUAUUGCUGGAAUCACCAUGAGAGAAGCGUGAGACGGACAGACGGACGGACAGACAGACGGACGGACGGACGGACGAAAAAAACGGAAAAAACAAAUAGUGCCAGAGAUGAGGGGCUGGUAAAAAAAACUGAAGCUGAAAGAAGAAAUCAUUUUACAUUGAAAUUGUAAAGGGAGCCCCCCCAUUCAAAAAAACCCAGUUGUUUCACAAAUUGUACAGCAAACACCAUUUCCCAAAAGUCCUCAACAUGAUGGUCCUUGUUUCAUUGAUGGGUUUACUCAAUCAGCUUCGGACGGCCGGACAGACGUGAGACAGACAGACGUGAGACAGACAGACAGACAGACAGACAGACAGACAGACAGACAGACAGACAGACAGACGUGAGACAGACGUGAGACAGACAGACAGACAGACAGACAGACGUGAGACAUUCAUGCAUUUUAUGAAUUGUAUUCAUGUGAAGUUUUGUUUCAAUCAAGACGGUGGCACAAUAUUCAGAAUUACAACAUCUAGCCGUUUAUUAUUAAUUGUAGUACUACUACUGUGUAUUGGCCUACAUGAAAUGAUUUAGCUAAAUGUAUCGCUAUUUAUUUGUGUCAAAACGCCAUAGUUUCAUGUAUUGGAGAUCCGUCUCUCUCCUCCAACAUAAGUAACUUAUUUUUUUUCUUCGUUUGGCUUAUUUGACAAACUGAAAAGUUAUUGCUUUGCAAAAAUAUCAAUGGAAUCUGAUAUGUGCUCCGUGUAUUUAUAAGAAAGUUUUGCAUUGUCUGUCUUUUUAAGUUAUUUUUAAUGGAAAUAUAUUAGCAUUUACAAUGUGUUACUGAAUCUUGUAUUUUAAAGCAAAGUCAAAUCUUUUAUCAAUGAAUAAACAUAAAUCUUUUGGAACAAUGUUGAA
Molecule: messenger RNA, 3368 nt
Organism: Salvelinus fontinalis (brook trout)
Lineage: Eukaryota; Metazoa; Chordata; Actinopteri; Salmoniformes; Salmonidae
Product: cysteine/serine-rich nuclear protein 1-like
Exons: 5
Coding region: 195-2078 (627 amino acids)
Biological process (GO): regulation of transcription by RNA polymerase II
Cellular component (GO): nucleus
Molecular function (GO): sequence-specific DNA binding; DNA-binding transcription factor activity, RNA polymerase II-specific
Source: RefSeq, a predicted model, not a curated record